Molecule: messenger RNA, 912 nt
Organism: Centruroides sculpturatus (bark scorpion)
Lineage: Eukaryota; Metazoa; Arthropoda; Arachnida; Scorpiones; Buthidae
Product: mismatch repair endonuclease PMS2-like
Exons: 8
Biological process (GO): mismatch repair
Cellular component (GO): MutLalpha complex
Molecular function (GO): ATP binding; mismatched DNA binding; ATP hydrolysis activity
Source: RefSeq, a predicted model, not a curated record
UCCGAUAAAGAGAAACUGUGGGAAUUCUGAAUGUCGUGCCUUAUUUACGGUUUAAGAGUGGGCGACACUUUAUUUUAGAAUUUUUAUUGUUUAGAAACCAAUACUGUAUACUUAUUUACACUUUAAUUUCGACAGUCGAAAUAUCUGGAUCAGCUGACCCUGUGAUAUGCUGGGACAAAAAUACUGUAUUGAUAUUCUUUUAUUGAAUAUGUAAUUGAGGCCAGUUUCCCAUAAAAGUCCUUCUGUGAGGCACCUUCUCCUUGGCAAAUCACCCAUAUUUUAUGGAAUGAAAAAUAAAAUAUGGAUGAAAGUCAAGCAGGAAAUAUUCAAGCAAUAGAUAAAGACAGUGUUCAUAAUAUUUGCUCUGGUCAAGUUAUUUUAACUCUUUCUUCAGCAGUUAAAGAGUUAAUAGAAAACAGUUUAGAUGCUGGAGCUACUAAUAUUGAGGUUCGUACAAAAGAAUAUGGAAGUGAAUUAAUAGAAGUUAUUGAUAAUGGAUCUGGUGUAAAGGAAAAGAAUUUCAAAGAAUUAACUUUGAAACAUUAUACAUCAAAAAUAAAAGAUUUUCACGAUAUUUCAAGUUUAAGAACAUUUGGUUUUCGUGGUGAAGCAUUAAGUUCCCUUUGUGCAUUGAGCAAUAUAACAAUAACAACGCGUUCUAAAACGGUAACUGUCGGGACUCGAUUAGAAUAUGAUCACAGUGGCUUAUUAAUAAAACAGUCACCAGUACCAAGACAAGUUGGUACAACAGUAAGUGUGCAACAUCUAUUUGCUACUUUGCCUGUAAGACAUAAAGAAUUUAUGAAUAAUUUACGGCGAGAAUUUAAUAAAAUGAUACAGUUAAUAACAGCAUAUUGUCUAAUUUGUACCAAUGUUAGAUUAUCUUGCAUUAAUCAUUUGUUAAAUGGGUAU